CCAAGCAGGCCGUAGCAGAUAUGAAGUCGCCUCAUUUUUACAGUCGGAUGCGAGUGGAGACAAGAUCAGCUACAAAGAAACGCAUCCGGAUAGAUGCUUACAUGCACUUGAACAGACUGGGGUGAUGAACAUAUAAGAGAGCCAUUCCACAUAUGACGGCUACAUGCAAUGUUUUAUUAGUGGAUGUGACCCAGUUUGAUGUGCGUUAGCUGCGGUGCAGAAGGAAGUGAUGCGAGACGUUAACCUCAAGAGAACGUGCAUUUCUGCAUUGCUGCUCCUGGGGUGAUUUGUAACGUCACGCACAAAGGCUGGAUCACUGUCUCUUGUCAUCGUGAGGGAUUGUUCUGAGCCACUUUGACAUUCACCAUAUUCAAAUGGACGGUUCUGGUGAAAAAGAUAUUGAAGCAAACCCAACAGGUAGUGAGGCGAUGGAACUUCCUGUUGUGACUCAACCUGGCCUCGGAGUGACCACCACGACAGUGACCACCAUCACUCAAACAGGAGGAGACUGGAGCUCAGGGCUGUUUAACGUGUGUGGUGACACCAGCACAUGUCUGAUGGGUGCGUUUGUGCCAUGCUGUUUGGACCUGAGCCUGGCUCAUCAGUAUGGAGAAUGCAUGUGUCUGCCUCUGCUACCUGGCUCUACGUUUGCCAUGAGGGUGGGCAUUCGAGAGCGCUUUAAAAUCAGGGGCAGCGUGUGUGAGGACUGGACUACAGUAUAUUGCUGCUACCCUCUGGCCCUCUGUCAAAUGAUCAGAGAGAUGAAGAGGAGGCUGAAGACACAGAUCUACACUGUUUCUACCGCGCUGGAGAGCUCCUGAGAAACUGUGUGUGUACACAGCUCAGAUUUUCUUCUCAUCUGUGUUUUUGGUGAUGCUAAAAGACUGAAGGGCCGUCUCAGCUGUCAGGAUGUUUAUUACCCGGGGUCCUGAACUUCACGCAGGGUUAGACAUAUCAGUAACUCUCUGCUUGAAGAUUGAUGCCGCUGACAUUUCAAACUGACGGAGAGAUGGAGUGACAGAUGGGUGGAGAGACGGAUGAGUGGAGAAGAGCUUUCUGAUGGCUUCUGGGACUGUGUAUGCUUUGAUUUCAGAUUGCUCUCUCACGGUACAUAUAAAUAUAUAGGUUUCCCUACGUGGAUUCAGUCUGGAUUGUCUCUUUUCUUAAUCGUGUUUCAAACUCUCUCAUUUCAUCUAAAAAAUAAAGUGUAUUAUAAAUA
Molecule: messenger RNA, 1219 nt
Organism: Labeo rohita (rohu)
Lineage: Eukaryota; Metazoa; Chordata; Actinopteri; Cypriniformes; Cyprinidae
Gene: plac8l1
Product: PLAC8 like 1
Exons: 5
Coding region: 375-821 (148 amino acids)
Source: RefSeq, a predicted model, not a curated record